This is a messenger RNA of Aspergillus fijiensis CBS 313.89, 3452 nucleotides long. Its product is annotated as histone deacetylase hosB. The record is from RefSeq and is a predicted model, not a curated record. The transcript is spliced from 2 exons. Gene Ontology annotation, molecular function: histone deacetylase activity. NCBI's taxonomy places the organism in Eukaryota, Fungi, Ascomycota, Eurotiomycetes, Eurotiales, Aspergillaceae. Gene Ontology annotation, cellular component: nucleus. Bases 399 to 3452 code for a protein of 1017 amino acids.
GAGAGAAGUCAGCUGUCAACUUCCUCAUUAGAAGCAAAGAAAUUGUGGAUUGAUGGGGUGGAAUGUACUAUGGAUUAUGGAUUCUACUUGCAGUGCACCGGACUUGAAACCCCUGAGGGGAGAAUCCAAACGUACCAAACCCAAAGGUACAGACAGCAACAAACCACCUUCAUUCCUCCUCCCUCUCCCUCUCCCUCUCCCUGUUUCGCUUUCUCCCUUUCAACAACAGCAACAACAACAACAACAACAACGCCUCCCUUUCUCUUGUCUCACCUGCUCGUUUACCGUCGCUCUUAUAAACUUCCUCUGUCUCACAACCCUGUCAGACAUUGGGCACCUAUUCUGAUUGUCAUCUUCUGUCUUUGUUUGUGUGUUAUACUUCAUCCAAUGGGCCCGUCAUGGACCCCUCACAACGCGAUGCGGAGCCUGCGUCAUUCACUGCGACUGUGUCCGAUAACACCAACACCACCACAAAAACAACUGCGAUAAACACAUCAAGUUCUACUUAUCCUAGAUCCUCUUAUGUUACUGCUACUCCCCCAACCGAUGCCUCUAUCAUCGCUACUCCGCAUCCACCAUCUCCCGAUCGUGUAUCGUCGCGCUUAUCGCCCCCCGAUCCCCCCGCGCGUUCGCACCCGCCCCCUCGGCGCAUCCCCAGCUCUGAUUCCCUGGCGGACGAUCGCCGCAAGUCCACCCCGAGCUUGAAGAAGCGCUCAUCGACCGCGUCGCUGCACUCCAACCGAGGCACCUCAGCCUCUCCGCGUCCGACCACCGCGUCGCGGCGCUCCUCCUCCUCGCCCUUGGGGUCAUCUCCGCCGACCGCCGCCGCCAGCAGCAUGCCCGCGGCCACCGCGCCGGAGCGCUCUCUGCCCACGGCGGCGUCGAUCGCAGCCGAUUUCCUGCAGAAGGAGAUGAAUUGGCAUCAGUCCACCGAUGUCCAGGCCUCCACCCUGGUGCUGCUACACGAUGCGUGCUACGGCCAUCGCUUCGCGCGCCCCCGCACCUCCCGCGCCGCCCUGAAUUCCAUCGUCGAACGCCCGGAGCGCAUCCAAGCCACCGUGCUGGGCAUCGCGGCCGCGUACGUGCACCUGGCGCGCCGGCAUGCCGGCGGUCGACACGCGCCGCACCCCGAACUGGAUCCGCGCCAGCUGCCCGUGCCGCCCUUCCAGAUCCGCCGGACCGCGCGCACCCUGUCGUUGCAGUCGCCCGUCGUCGCCCAUGUGCACGGGUCGCAGUGGAUGGAGGAGCUGAGGAGCAUGUGCAAUGCGGCGGAGUCGCGACUGGCCCUGAACGGCAAGGAGCUGGUUCGACCCCGCAGUGCGGGCAAGGACGGUGCCGCUGCUGCUGCUGCUGCUGCCGCCAACAACGCGCCCGCUCUUCAUGAAGGGGACCUCUAUCUCUGCGCAGAGUCGCUGGCGGCAUUUGAAGGCGCCCUGGGAGGCGUGACGGAGGCGGUCGAUGCGGUCCUUGGGACGAGCCCGACCAAGCGAGCUUUUGUCUGCAUCCGCCCGCCAGGUCACCACUGCUCCUCGGGCCACCCAUCGGGGUUCUGUUGGAUCAACAAUGUUCACGUGGGCAUUGCGCAUGCGGCGAUGGCCCAUGGUCUGACUCAUGCCGCGAUCCUGGACUUCGAUCUGCAUCACGGGGAUGGCUCGCAGGAGAUCGCCUGGGACCAGAACCAGAAAGCCGGCACCGCCGCCCGGAACGCGGCGGCGCACAAGAAAACCAUGGUGGGAUACUUCAGUCUGCAUGACAUCAACUCGUAUCCCUGCGAGGCGGGCGACGCGGACAAGGUGCGCAAUGCGAGUGUGUGCAUCGACAAGGCCCACGGCCAAUCGAUCUGGAAUGUUCAUCUGGAGCCGUGGAAGACCAACCAGGAAUUCUGGGACUUGUACACGACCAAGUAUAGCAUCUUGUUGGAGAAAGCGCGCGCAUUCCUACGACUACAUACGCAGCGACUGACCAGCGCCGCGAAUGGACCUCCGCCCAAGGCGGCCAUUUUCCUCUCGGCGGGGUUUGACGCCAGCGAGUGGGAGGGGGCUGGCAUGCAGCGGCAUCAGGUGAACGUUCCGACCGAGUUCUACGCCAGAUUCACGGCCGAUGUGGUGCGGCUGGCUAACGAAGAAGGGCUGGGGACGGACGGGCGCGUCAUCAGUGUCCUGGAGGGCGGCUACAGCAAUCGCGCGCUGACCAGUGGCGUGCUCAGCCAUCUGGCGGGGCUGAGCGAGACCAGGGAGACCGACGAGGACCAGCAGAUCGAUCGCUUGGCAUCUGAGAUGACCGAUCGUCUGGGCCUGUCUGACACCCUGCCGGUGGAUGUGGUCUCACCCCAACCUGGUUACGACAACGAGUGGUGGUCGCCGGGGAUGCUUGAGGAAUUGGAAGCGCUGGUGUACCCGCCGUUGGCGCCCGCCAAACCCCGGGAGAAAGCGGCGCCGACCUAUUUCCAACCCACCCAGUCCUUUACCGCUAAGGUGGUGAACCCCUCGCGCGAUCGCCGGUCGAUAGGCUCUUAUUACAGUGUUGAACCCGAGGCGCCCCCGCCCUUGCCGCCGGUCGGCUGGGCGACCUCCACCCACGAGCUUUUUAAAGUGUUGAUCCCGACGUAUCGGCAGACGACCAGCUGUCGGCCGGAGGAGCUGAACGCAGAAGCAUCGCGCUUGCGCCGGGAGCGGCAGGCGGCCACGGCGGCGGCUCGCAGCGCGACCCCCAGCGCCAAUAGCGCACCCCCUGCACCGCCGGAGGACAACCGGAUGAAACUGCGAGUGCGCAAGCCCAAGCCCUCAUUGCCGCCCAGCCCCCAGGCUGAAAUGCCGAAACGGCCGGUAGCGCGCAGCAUGCGCAGGACGACCAUCGAUGCCCCUCCGGAGCGGGGGCAGCAGACGUCACCUGUGGUACGGACUGCGCGGAGGAAGAGUGCGGUGGCCGAAUCGGUCGGCAGCGAUUCUUCCAAUGCGCGAGAGCUUUCCAAGGCUGCGGCGGUUGCUGCCACUGGUGCGAUCAGGGCCAGUGGCUCUCGUUCCAGCACGCCCCAACGUGAGGGUGCGUACGCUGCACCUCCUGUGCCUCGAGUGCCGCCGGAGUUUCAGCCUAGUCCGGAGAACAAGGAGAGCGAGGAUGAGAACAGGAACAAGGAUGAGAGCAGGGACGCGGAGAACAAGAGCACCAGCGAUGAUGUCGACAAUCUGGCUGCCGGGGUGCGCAAGUUGCAUAUCAAAUUGAAGGUCCCGUCCCCGGAAGAGAAUGCCGCGCGCGAGCGACGGGCCGCGGAGGAACGCAGGCGUGCGAAUGGGGCCAAGGUAACUUCGAAGACGACCAAGCCCCCUCGAUCGCCGAAGCGAGUGGGAGGGAAGAGCUCUGCCGCGUCUGCGGCCAAGGUGGCUGGUCGGGAUGGAGGUGUGGGGAGUGAGGCGGAUAGACAUCUGGCAGCAGCAGCAGCAGCAGCAGCUUAA